Messenger RNA from Thrips palmi, 1324 nucleotides. Its product is annotated as ionotropic receptor 75a-like. The coding region runs from base 44 to 1324 and encodes 426 amino acids. Gene Ontology annotation, molecular function: ligand-gated monoatomic ion channel activity. Lineage: Eukaryota; Metazoa; Arthropoda; Insecta; Thysanoptera; Thripidae. The transcript is spliced from 9 exons. Gene Ontology annotation, cellular component: membrane. The record is from RefSeq and is a predicted model, not a curated record.
CGUGCCCGUGGAGCCCGCCCUCGCCGAGGAGGUGUUCAUCGACAUGAGCUGCCCGGACGCCCCUCUCGUGCUCAGCUUGCUGCUGGACUCCAACAACUCGAUCCACCACCUGACGGACGGCCGCGAGAAGGAGCUGGACCAGCUGACCAAGACCACGUUCCCCAUCCUGCUGCAGGCCUACGAGCUGAUGAACGCCACGCUGUCGCUGCACGUGACCAACUCCCACGGCUACGUGCGCAACGGCAAGUUCGACGGGCUGCUGGGCGACCUGCUCAACGGCCUGGUGGAGGUCGGCGGCACCGCCACCCUGCCCGUGGCCUUCAGGAUGUUGGCGAUGCGCUACACCGGCUUCCACAUCCCCAUGCGGGCGGUGACGGUGUUCCGCCAGCCGCCGCUGGCCUACACUGACAACGUGUUCUGGCUGCCGUUCCCGGACUCGCUGUGGUACGCGUCGCUCAUCAUGGUGGCGGUGUGCUGCGUGAUGGCCGUGCUGGCGCUGCGCCUGGAGGAGCCCUUCGAGAGCAAGGACGAGGACGCGGGGCUGGCGGGGCAGCGCCGCCUGGGCGCCGGCAAGGGCUCUCGCAAGGAGGCCAUGCGCUCCUCCUUCUCGGACGUGUUCAUGCUCGCGUUUGGCGCCAUCGCGCAGCAGGGGUCCCCCGUGGAGGCCCGCGGCCUGGUGGGGCGGCUGGUGACGUUCGUCCUGUUCCUGGCCGUGCUGCUGCUCUUCACGUGCUACUCCGCGUCCAUCGUGGUGCUGCUGCAGAGCGCCUCCUCCUCCAUCCGCACCCUCAGGGACCUCUGGAAGUCGCGCCUCUCCGUAGGCGCCGAAAACAUGCCUUACAACGUGUACUUCCUUGAGCAAAUGGCCAACGGCACGGACGAGGUGCGGCGCGGCCUCUUCUACGAUAAGAUCGCCCGCAAGGGCAAGCGGCGCCUCUUCCUGAGCAUGACGGAGGGCGUGCGCCGUCUGCAGGACGGGCUGUUCGCCUUCGUGGCCAUGGACUCGCCCCUCUACGGCCACAUCCAGGCCACCUUCGAGGAGCACGAGAAGUGCGACCUGGCGGAGAUCGACGGCUACUCGUCGCUGCGCCACCCCAACCUGGUGACGCGCCGCGACUCGCCCAUCACGCACUUGUUCAAGAUCAAGCUGCUGCUGCAGUGGGAGCGCGGCCUGCGCGCGCGCUUCAUCCUGCGCAGCCUGUACAGCAAGCCGCGCUGCGACGCGCAGGGCGCCCGCUUCACCUCCAUGAGCUUCGUGGGCGCCAGGAGCUCGUACUACCUCAUGUCUGGUCAAGUCAAGGAAACGGUUGGACUGACGACUUGA